Messenger RNA from Anoplophora glabripennis (Asian longhorned beetle), 5107 nucleotides. RefSeq lists its product as uncharacterized. Lineage: Eukaryota; Metazoa; Arthropoda; Insecta; Coleoptera; Cerambycidae. Gene Ontology annotation, biological process: regulation of transcription by RNA polymerase II. Bases 36 to 4727 code for a protein of 1563 amino acids. The transcript is spliced from 12 exons. The record is from RefSeq and is a predicted model, not a curated record. Gene Ontology annotation, cellular component: nucleus. Gene Ontology annotation, molecular function: DNA-binding transcription factor activity, RNA polymerase II-specific; RNA polymerase II transcription regulatory region sequence-specific DNA binding; zinc ion binding.
GGGUUUAUUUUUACAUUACAAAGAAAAUUGUUGUAAUGACUGGUAUUCAAGAAACUUCGUGUAGGCUUUGCCUUAAAACUGUAAUCGUUAAAAGGUUUGAGGUGAUAGACAACGUUAUCAGAGAUAUUCUAGACGUUCUUUUAGUGAAAGUGAAAUUUGAUGAUGAGAGCAAAGAGCUUUUAUGUAAUGCUUGCAGAAGAAAAUUAUACGCAGCAUUAGAAUUCAAGUCGAUAUGUCUGAAUACUGAUAAAACAAUUAUUCCAUACGUGGAUUGCGAAAAGAUGUUACAGCUCGAUAUGAAAGAAGUGUACACGAAGGAAAAGGGAAGCGAGUCAAUGGAUAUUUCAGACAGUCAGAAAAUAUGUCGAUUGUGUAUGAAGGUAGUAAAAAGUGAGUUUACCUGCAUACGUGAAGAGGAACUCCAAGCUAUUGAGAAAUUGACUCCUGAAAUGAAUAUAAAUAUUAUCAAAGAUCCCGUUAUAUGUAAGCCAUGCUUUGAUUCUCUGUGUACCCACAACAGUUUCUUAAGAGAAUGCUUAGAAGUAGAGGAAAAACUUAAAGGUACAGAAAAUCAUAUAGAUACGUCAUCAUCUGAUUUAUUCGUUAAGAGUGAAAGUCUGAACAGUGAAUUAGAUAUUAACGAGAUGGAAAUGACAAUGAAAACUGAAUGUGACGACAUAAAAUCUGAAGAUGAGGAAAGAAGCGACACGCCAGUGCAGAGCUCCGAUAAUGAACCAUUCGAGAAGAAUGUUUGUAAAGAUGCAGAAGAGGAAGGAUAUAAACAUGAAAACGGAUUGGAGAGCAAAUGUAAUACGAAAACCAAGCAGGAGUGCAAAGUAUUGUGCAAAUGUGAUAAAUGUAUUUAUGAAACUAGAAGCAAGAGCCUUUUUGAGGCACAGUGUGUGAGACACGAGAAUGAUUCGGAAGCGUAUAAAUGUGAAUUGUGUCAGUAUGAAACUGAAAAUAAGAAAUUACUUCAUAGGCACCAGUUGAGACAUAAAGACCCCUCACAGAUCAAAAUGUACAGAUGUAACGACUGCGAUUACGAAGCUAAAUAUAAAGACAAUAUGAUACGGCACCAACUGAAACAUAAAGAUCCUUUGCAAAUUCAAAUGUAUAGAUGUAACAACUGCAUUUAUGAAACUAAAUACAAGAAUGUUUUUAAACAGCACCAACUAAAACAUAAAGAUGCUUCGCAGAUUCAAAUGUACAGGUGUAAUGACUGCGAACAUGAAACUAAAUAUAAGGCUAAUAUGAAACGGCACCAACUGCAACAUAAAGAUCCUUCACUGGUUCAAAUGUACAGGCGUAACAACCACAAUCAGCUCCAACUGAAACAUAAAGAUCCUUCGCAAAUUCAAAUGUACGGAUGUAACGACUGUCAUUUCAAAACUAAAUACAAGAAUGUCAUCAAACAGCACCAACUAAAACAUAAAGAUUCUUCACAGAUUCAAAUGUACAGGUGUAACAACUGCAAUUACGAAACUAAGUACAAGGACAAUAUCGGACGGCAUCAACUGAAACAUAAAGAUCCUUCACAGGUACAAAUGUAUAGGUGUAACGACUGCGAUUACGAAACUAAAUAUAAGAGUCAUAUCAAAAGGCAUCUACCGCAACAUAAAAAUCCUUCGCAGGUUCAAAUGUACAGGUCUAUUGAUUGCAAUUACGAAAUUAAAUAUAAGUGUCAUAUCAAAAAGCAGCAGUGGAAACAUAAAAAUCCUUCUCAGACAAAGAUGUACAAAUGUAACGACUGCGAUUACGAAAAUAAAUAUGAAAGUCAUAUCAAACGUUCUAAAGGAAAACUUUGCAAGCUUUGCUUUAAUAAUGUGAGCAACGGGAAUUUUACAUUGAUAGACGAAUCAACAAGGGAAAUUUUAAAAACGGUUUCGCUGUAUCUAGACUUGGACAACAACUAUAAACAUGCCGUGUGUUCUAACUGCUCUGUUAAACUAUACUCUGCUUUUAACUUUAAAUCCACUUGUCUUUACCUUGAGGAGAAGAUUGCUUCUUAUGUGAUUCCUGAAAAAGUGACCUUCGUCAACUUAAGAGAAGUUUAUUUAAAGGAACACGAGAACAGUUUCAUGGUGAAAAUGGAAGAUGAUCAGAAAAUAUGUCGAUUAUGUUUGCAGUUAAUUAAUGAAGAAUAUGUGCCAUCUUAUGAAAUAAACUUAGACGUGAUUCAUAGAUACAUCCCGCAAGUGGAUUUUGACGUCACCGAAGACCCAGUUGUUUGCAGGCAAUGUUUAGAUUCGCUAAGCAUUCACGAUACUUUUAUAAGGACCUGUUUGGAUGUUCAAACCAACGUUCAGAACAUAUGCGAAAACAGAACAGAUUUUGAGCAUAGUAAUAUGAUUAUUAAUAACGAAAAUGAUGGAAUCGGAUUACAGAUGGAGAGAUCAAUUAAAAUUGAAAAAGGGCUAGAGAGGGAAGAAAUGAUGAUCGAAACUAAAGAAGUUGACGUUAAAAGUGAGGAAAAUGAUUGGGAAAGGAAUUCCUUUUCAUGUGACUUAUAUAACAGAGAUGCAAGAGAAAUAAAAAAUGAAUCUAUUCUUGAAUGUGGGACAGAAGUUCAAUUAAGCAAAUGUGAGUCACCAAUAAAUGUAAAAUUACACAAAAGUGAAUACAAAAACGAGUUAAACAAUGAUCUGAAACAGGAGGUUGCUCUGGAACAGGGAAGUUCCACAUGCCGCGAGUCAACAAGCAAAGACUCUUCUGAAGCAUGUUUACACAAAUGCAAUAUGUGUAAUUAUGUAACUACACAUAAGAGUCAUAUGAAAAUGCAUCAGUUAACACACAAAGAUCCUUCAGAAACUGAAAUACUUUGCAUUAAUACUGUAAGCAAUGAAAAUUUUACAGUGGUAGAUGAAUCUACAAACAAAAUUUUAAACACUGUCUCGCUGAAUCUGGACUUGGUCAACCAUAAACAUGUCAUAUGCUCUACCUGUUCUAUUAAACUGUACUCUGCGUUUGGUUUUAAAUCCACUUGUCUCUAUGUUGAACACAAGAUCACUUCCUAUGUUAAUCCCAAAGUGUCAUUCGUAAACUUAAGAGAAGUUUAUUUGAAAGAACAUGAGAACAAAACGUCGGUUAAACUAGAAGAUGAUCAGAAGAUAUGUCGAUUAUGUUUACACUUAGUUCACGAAGAAUUUGUGCCAUUUUGUGAAAUGAAGUUAGAGAUGAUUCAUAGAUAUAUCCCAGAAGUGAAUUUUUUCAUCACUGAGGACCCAAUCGUUUGUAAGCAAUGUUUUGAUUCAAUCAGCAUUCACGAUACUUUCAUAAGGACAUGUUUGGAUGUUGAAACGCAAAUUCGCAACAUAGGUCACAAUAAAAUCACAAGUUUUGAGCAUAGUGAUACGUUUAAUAAAAGUGAAAAUGAUGAAAAGGGAUUAGGAACUAAAGAGAGGGCGGAAGGGACGAUUAAAAUUAAAAAAGAGCUAGAGGCAGGAGAAAUGCUGAUCAAAACUGAAGAAGUUGAUAUAAAAAGUGAAGGAAAUGAUUGGGAAAGGGAUUCCUUUUUUUAUGCCUUACAUAACGAAACAAGUAAAAAUAAAACAAGGCAUACUUCAGAAGAUGUAGGAGAAAUAAAAUGUGAAUAUGUACAUAGAUCUGACACAGCAGAAUUUCAAUUAAGCAAAAAUGAAGCUCCUUUUGAUAUACCACCAUAUAAUAGUGAAUACAUAACCGAUAUUAACAAUAUUGUAAAACAGGAAACUUCUCAGGGACAUAAGGAAAGUUCCAAAUGCCCACAGUUAAUAAGCAAAGGCUCAUCCGGAGCAACAAUGUACAAAUGUGAUACAUGUACUUACGAGACUAAACACAGGGGUCAUCUAAGAAUGCAUCAGUUAAAACACGUAGACCCUUCGGAAAUUCAAAUGUACAGGUGUGGUGCUUGUGAUUAUAAAACUAAAUAUAAGGAUCACCUAAAGCGGCACGAGGUAACACACAAAGACCCUUCAGAAAUCCAAAUGUACAGAUGCGAUACAUGUGGAUAUGAAACUAAGUAUAAGCAGAACUUCAAAAAUCAUAAUUUAAUGCACAAGGAUUCUUCAGAAAUUCAACUGUUCAAAUGCGAUAUUUGUAAUUAUGAGACAAAAUUCAAGGGCAAGCUAAACAGGCAUCAGUUAAUGCACAAAGACCCUUCAGAAAUCCAAAUGUACAAGUGUGAUAUGUGUGAUCACGAAACUAAAUAUAAGAAUCAUCUAAAAAGGCAUCAGUUACUGAUGCAUAAGAACCCUUCAGAAAUUCAAAUCUACAAGUGCGAUAUGUGUAGUUUCGAAACUAAGUACGACAGACAUUUAAAAUCUCAUCAAUUAAUACACAAAGAUUCCUCGGAAACUCAAAUGUACAAGUGCGAUACUUGCACUUACGAAACUAAACACAAGAAUCGUUUAAAGAUUCAUCAGUUAAGACACAAGAAUCCAUCGGAAAUCAAAAUGUACAAAUGUGAUCUAUGUGAAUAUGAAACUAGGUACAACCAGAAUAUCAAAAAGCAUCAAUUAAUACACAAAGAUUCUUCAGAGAUUCAACUGUACAAAUGUGAUAGUUGUACUUACGAAACUAAACAUAAGAAUCGCUUAAAAGAACAUCAGUUAACACACAAAAAUUCUUUUGAAACCCAAAUGUACAAAUGUGACAUAUGUACAUAUGAAACAAAGUAUAAACAGAAUGUCAAAAAGCAUCAAUUGUUACAUCGGAAUCCCUUGAACAGUGCAAAAGUGGGAACAUGAUACGUAUGAUGACACCGCAUCCUGCAAAUUAUCCAUCAGUACAUGAACAUUUUUCAAACAUCAGAGUUAAAAAAGUCAUGUAGUAAAACACCAGGAUUCUUUCAGAGUGGAAACGUAUUAAAGUGUUAACUUGAUAUUUGCUUCUUUUUAUCAUAAAAUGUUGCUUUCAAAAAACUUACAUAACCUAGUACACAGCCUUCAUAAAUGAAUACAAACCACGUGGCCACUGAGUUUAGGCAACCAACACUGCAGAGCUAAGUACUGGUAACGAAAAAUUACAAUGGACAAUGACAAACUGUUAAGUCUAUGCUAGAGAUAAUGCGAUCUCUGAUUGGUUGAAAAGAAGCUCGUGAAAAAUUACACCAAUUGUAGUCAGUGAA